This is a messenger RNA of Sardina pilchardus (European sardine), 1775 nucleotides long. It is a transcript of the gene hoxb5a, whose product is annotated as homeobox B5a. NCBI's taxonomy places the organism in Eukaryota, Metazoa, Chordata, Actinopteri, Clupeiformes, Clupeidae. Gene Ontology annotation, biological process: regulation of transcription by RNA polymerase II; anterior/posterior pattern specification. The transcript is spliced from 2 exons. Gene Ontology annotation, molecular function: RNA polymerase II cis-regulatory region sequence-specific DNA binding; DNA-binding transcription factor activity, RNA polymerase II-specific. The record is from RefSeq and is a predicted model, not a curated record. Bases 73 to 900 code for a protein of 275 amino acids. Gene Ontology annotation, cellular component: nucleus.
UACAUCAUAAAUCGUGAAGCACAGCGUUAUAACGACCAAGAUCUACAAAUCAAGCCCUCUAAAACAACCUAAAUGAGCUCUUACUUUGUAAACUCGUUCUCAGGGCGCUACCCAAAUGGCCCCGACUAUCAGUUACUAAAUUAUGGAACUAGCAGCAGCGCUAUGAACGCUUCGUACAGGGACUCCGGCACCAUGCAUUCAGGCUCUUACGGCUACAACUACAAUGGGAUGGACCUAAGCGUCAAUCGUUCAACCGCUACGGGCCACUUUGGGGCUGUUGGGGAUAACUCCCGGGGCUUCCAGUCCCCGGCUCCGGAGACGCGGUUUCGGCAGCCAUCAAGCUGUUCGCUCGCGUCUCCGGAGCCCCUGCCCUGCUCCAACAGCGAGAGCCUGGGAUCCAAAAGCUCUUCCUCCCCCUCCGACCAGAGCGCCUCAACAGCGGGCAGUAACCUCACCAACAGCACACAUUUUACAGAAAUCGACGAGGCCAGUGUUUCUUCCGAGACCGAGGAAGGCACCCACAGAUCAAGCAACCCCGCUCCCCGGACGCAGCAAAAGCAGGAGUCCACCGCCACAUCCACCACGUCGGCGUCGACCGAUGGCCAAACGCCACAGAUAUUCCCCUGGAUGCGGAAACUGCAUAUAAGCCAUGAUAUGACGGGACCAGACGGCAAAAGGGCCCGAACCGCAUACACCCGCUAUCAGACGCUAGAGCUGGAAAAAGAGUUCCAUUUCAAUAGGUACCUCACCCGGAGGAGGAGGAUAGAGAUAGCCCAUGCGCUGUGUCUCUCAGAACGGCAAAUUAAGAUCUGGUUCCAGAAUCGAAGGAUGAAAUGGAAAAAGGACAAUAAGCUGAAGAGUAUGAGUUUGGCUACUGCAGGUAGCGCGUUCCAGCCGUAGUAGUCGUGCAAAUCAUUCUGUGUUGGUGGAAAGGAUAUCAUAAUAAAUGAAACACACAAAAAAUAGGUUUCAAGACACAGUUACAGAGUCCAGUUCAAUGCGGCACCUUUCGGCAUGUUGUUGAUGUUUUAGGCAACUUAAAAUUCUACUGUGGUACUGCUAUAAUUAAUGAAAAAAAAAACUUAGUGUUCAUAUGUUGUUGUUUUUUAAUACUAUGGUGACUAUUAUUUCGAGAGGAAAAAAAAGAAAAGAAAAAAAAUAUAUCCAAUGCCGCCUGAUGUUCUUGUUAUAAAUAUUGUUUAUGUGUCAAUGGCUAUGUUAAUGCUCUCUCGAAAGUUAGCAUGCAGCUCUUAAAUGUUAUAACUUAUUUACGAUCUAUAACAAGUGUAUACUUUGAGUUUACAACUUAGAAUUGCCUUUCCCCCUAUAUGAAGUGAAGCUGUAGUAUAGUGGUAACUGCAUUGCUUUUGCAGAACCAUCCGUGUGUUUCAUGCUCCUCUUCAUGCUUAACUACUAUUUGUCUGCAUAAGUUCCAUUAGGUUUUCGUCAUGUGUUCAAAUCCACCAAUAUUUUUUGAGUAAAAAGGGGAAACCUGUAUAUAGACCUCGCUGUUUCAGUUCAUACAUGUGUAUAGUUAUAUUCAACAAAUGUAAUUGUAUAUUAUUGGAUCAUGGUUAUGUUCCAAGCAGGAUGUACAUAUUAGACAUUUUUAAUGUGACCAAUUAGCUCUUCGUAGUAGGCAGAAUGGAUGACAAGCGUGUGAAAGCUGAAAUAAAUGGCAAUUAUCAUGUCAGACUGCCUGUACGCAUUUUGCCAAUACGCUUUUUGUAUUUGUUUGUAGCUUAAAUUGGAGUAAAAAAUAAAGUUCCUCAUAU